Messenger RNA from Chiloscyllium plagiosum (whitespotted bambooshark), 3956 nucleotides. It is a transcript of the gene slitrk2, whose product is annotated as SLIT and NTRK-like family, member 2. The record is from RefSeq and is a predicted model, not a curated record. Gene Ontology annotation, molecular function: protein binding. Gene Ontology annotation, cellular component: glutamatergic synapse. NCBI's taxonomy places the organism in Eukaryota, Metazoa, Chordata, Chondrichthyes, Orectolobiformes, Hemiscylliidae. Gene Ontology annotation, biological process: positive regulation of synapse assembly; axonogenesis.
AAUAUAUUUUAAUACUGGGGGGGGUGGGGGGUGGGGGGUGGCAGUAUUUAAAAGUCCUACAAAGCCAUUGCAGAGUUAAUCGGAUCCGAGCCAAGAACUUCUGGACGUGCGUGACGUGGUCCCUGGCAGCAGAUGGAAGGAGGAGAUUUCUCUCUCUGUGUGAACCCAAACUCUGCAACGAGAGAAGGAGAGAUCGGACCCAGGUUCUCCCGGAUACAGAGCCCCCUUCCUCCCAGGCUUGCAGUGAUUCUCCCUGGGACUGCAUUCGGCAAGCGCCCUCCUGACGGCUGGUUCACCGGGCGAGGGGGACAGGUUGAGCUGCUGAAUGAGUCUUCUCCAGUGCGAAUCAGCUGGCUCUUUCGAAUUGAUCGACGCUGAGAUGGAAGUGUUGGAAUUUCUCUCCCCCCAGUCCACCCACAGCGGGGAAAUUUGCGUGUGUUUGUGCCUCUAAGUAAGAUGCAGUCUUGCCUUCCUUUCUGAAUCUCUACCCGACAGGGAAAAGCAAAAAAAAAAGCUUUGGAAAUAAGGCUGGUGUGUCGAUUUUCCAAGGUUGCUGGCUUUUGAGAUCAAGGUCAGGAUUCCUGCUCUUUUCGGAUGCUGCGAGUUGUCUGGAAGUGGGUUUUCAGGACUCGCUCCUCUGUCUCUCCCCCGUGGAGACAGAUUUGAGUUUUGCUAACACCCCCCGCUCCAAGCCCGGCCAGCUGAGCUACAAGGGGGAGCUGAGGAGAUGCUGAGCCGGGUUGUGGUGCUGAGUGCGCUGGCGUGCUGCUGCCUGUGCCCGCGGGGAGCGGCGGAGAGCCGCAGGAGGGAACUCUGCAGGAGUCGCUGUGCGUGCGAGGAGAGGGACAGCGUGCUCAAUGUGAACUGCGAGGCCAGGGGCUUCACCAGGGUCAGCGGCCUGCAGCCUCCCCAGCACCGGCUCUACCAGCUCUUCCUGAACGGGAACUCUCUCACCAAGCUGCCGGCGAACUGCUUCACCAACUUCAGCCAGGCGGUGACCCUGCACUUGGGCAGCAACGGGCUGCAGGAGAUCCGCAAUGGGGCUUUCCAAGGGCUGACCCUGCUCAAGAGCUUGCACCUGGACAACAACCGGCUGGAGGUGCUGAGGGAGGACACCUUCCUGGGUCUGGUCAGCCUGGAAUACCUGCAGGCGGACUACAACUACAUCAGCAGCAUCGAGCCGGGCGCUUUCAACCGAAUGCACAAACUCAAGAUCCUGAUCCUCAACGAUAACCUGCUGCCCAGCCUGCCCGGUAACAUCUUCCGCUUCGUGCUGCUCACCCACCUGGACCUGAGGGGUAACAGGCUGCGGAAGCUGCCCUUCAGCGGGGUCCUGGAGCACAUCGGGGGGAUUGCUGAGAUCCAGCUGGAGGAGAACCCUUGGAACUGCAGUUGCGACCUGCUCCCCCUGAAGUCCUGGCUGGACUCCAGCUCCCUGCAAGGGGGCGAGCUGGCCUGCGAGAGUCCAUUCCGGCUGCACGGCCGCCUGCUAGCCCAGCUCAGCCGCCAGGACAUCUGCCCCCGGCGAGCCCACAGCAGCGGCGGCGACUCCGGACUGAGGAUCCAGCGACCUCCCUCCAGGGCUCAGCCGCAACCCCUGGCCACGGCGGCUCAGCCCGGCUCCAGGACUGGCAGGACCCCCGCUGGGGGCAAGGGCAAGCCGGCCGCCACUCCCGCCCCUGACCCCCGGCAGAUGAGGGGCUCCCAGAGCCGCCUGGCAGGGCAGCCCGACUGCCCGGGGCUGUGCUGGUGCAACGUGCAGAAUUCGGAUAGCGCCUUGCAUGUGCACUGUCACGAGCGGCGGAUUGGGAACCUGAGCGAGCUGCAGCCGCGGCCCUCCAGCCCCAGGAAGCUCUACCUCACCGGCAACCUGCUGCACAUCGUGCAGGUGCACGACCUGGAGGAGUACGGCAGCUUGGAGCUGCUGCAUUUGGGUAGCAACCGCAUCUCGGUCAUCCAGGAGGGGGCGUUCCGCAACCUGAGCAACCUGCGGCGCCUCUACCUCAACGGGAACCACAUCGAGCGGCUCUCGCCGGCUCUCUUCGUGGGUCUGCACCGGCUGCAGCACCUCUACCUGGAGUCCAACGUGAUCAAAGAGAUCCUGCAGUACACCUUCCACUCUCUGGCCAGGCUCAGCCUGCUGCACCUCAACAACAACUUGCUGCGUUCCCUGCCCGCCAAUGUCUUCGUGGGCACCAACCUGAGCCGCCUGAACCUCCGCAACAACCACUUCUCCCAGCUGCCGGUGCGGGGUCUGCUGGACCAGCUGCCCGCCACCGUGCACCUGGACCUGAGGGAGAACCCCUGGCACUGCGGCUGCCCCAUCGUGGCGCUCAAGAGCUGGAUGGAGCGGGCCGGGAGCGGCGUGCGGACCAGCGAGCUCUCCUGCGAGUCGCCGGCCAAGUACGCGGGCAGGGCGCUGCGCUCGCUCCGGGCGGAGGAAAUCUGCUCGGAACACUCGGAUCUUAGCGCCACCGCUUUGACCAGGAGCCCGGGCAAGCCCAAGCUGCUGGACGGCGAGCUGGGCACUGCCAGUCCUGAGGCGGCCCAGACCAGUGCUGUGCCCCUCUCGGUGCUUAUCCUGGGCUUGCUGGUGGUCUUCAUCCUCAGCGUGUGUUUUGGAGCGGGACUUUUCGUUUUUGUCUUGAAGAGGCGCAAGACGGCUCAGAGUGGGCAUGGGGGUGCCAACCACAGCCCAGACCUGAACUCCUACCAGCUGCAGUACCCUUCCUAUGGCGGGGAGGGUACAGACAAGGCAGAAGCUCAUGUCUACAACUACAUCUCCCACCCUCUGGGCCAAAUGUGCAAGAACCCCAUCUACGUGCAGAGGGAGGGCGAGCAAGUGGCUUAUUACCGGGACCUGGAAGGGAAGAAGCCUCCUUCAGCGGCCCCCGCUUACUCCAUCAGCACGGUGGAGCUGCUGGAGCACCGACCCCCUCCUGCCACCCCCUCCGAGCUGCUGUACCAGAACCUGGCCGAACGGCCCAAGGCGCUGCCCGGAGCGCACUACAGCUUCUGCACCUUGCCCAAGCGCCCGUUCGGCCCGGCCCAGGAUAGCAGGCACAAGGAGCAGGACAGGCUCAACAAAACGGUGCUGUACGGCACGCCGAGGAAGCAGCUCCGGGAGGCAUCCAGAGGCGACAGCCUGUGUCUCCGAGGCAAGUUCCAGGCCGAACCAGACUACCUCGAGAUGUUAGAGAGACAGACUGCCAUCAGUCAACUGUAGAAUGAAACAGAGAGAGAGAGAGGUUAACUACUGACAACAAAAAGGACACCCCGUACAGAAUGGUUGACUCGAAGCCUGACUUAUUCCACAGUGAUCUCUGACUCAAGUUUGGUGAUUUCACCAAAUCCCGAUUCUCCCAAAAUCCUAUUGAUUUCUCGAUUUUACAAAGGAAGAUUUUUGGGUCUUUUUUCCCUCCCCCCGUAUGAUUACUGAACACCACAUUCACUGCUGAGUUGGUUCCAUAAAUCCACGAAUGCAAAGGAAUUCGUCUACUUCUGCUUUUCAGUUUCCUCACCGAUAUUUGAUCAUAUUGUAUAAGUUUGGCGUUUAUUGCAAUUUCCAAAGACCAUUCUAUCCCGCCCUACAUAGUGAACUAUAUAUCGGCACUAUCUAUGACAAGGAAAACCUUUUUUAUUGUUUGGUGGAGAGCGUUAAUUACAAAACGCAUCUUGGUCUGAACAUUUACUUCUGUUUGAUGCUUUUGGUGGUAAACUGUACUACCACGUUUUUAGCGAACUGAUACAUCUCCGGCGUUCCUGAGGGUUGGUCGCUUGGGAGCUGAAAUAUUUUUAUUCCCCAAAUGGUUGUAUCUGUAUCGCAUUAAAACACAACAAAUGUAAUUUCCAUUUGUCUACCGGGUUGUGCAUAAAGAAAGGUUUUUUUUUAAUUGUAAAUAGAUCAGCCCUGCAUUAUUUAAGACAUCCAUCGAAUCUAGCAUCAUAAAUUGUAU